CACUAAUUUCAUUCCCCAAGCUUAUCAAAAUCUUUCAUAAAAAUAAGGGUUUACUCUUUAUUCAAGUGAAUAAUAUGUUUGUUUGAUUAGAGAGGAAGAGAUUGAUUGAUUACCUUUUGAAUGAGAUGGGUAGAACCCUUGCCAACUUGGAUCGGAACGGUGUCGUUUAAGACCACACAAGUUUCUCUCUGGCUCAGUUCUCCACACGUUCCACAUUUCACCUAAAGAAUUCGCAACAGAAAAUCAAAACAACACCACCAGAUGCAAAAACGAAAGAGAGAUUGGAAGGGUUGAAGAGAAGAGAAAGAGAACCUUUCUUCCUGUGCGGCUCGCUCCGUCUCAGAAUUCUCCGCACUAAAUUCGCUGGUGGGAGAGAGGGAUAGGUCGAUGAAGAGUGGGAGGGAAGGACAGGGAAACGAGAGAGGGACGGGAACAGAUCGGAGCUUCGUCGGCAGGUCGAUGGUUUGCGAAGAGUAGGAUAGAGCGUGGGAGGGAGAGGGAUUGCACAGCUUUAGGGUUUUCUUCUAAACAAAAUUGGAGAAAAUUUCUAUUGUCACGGUCCCUCAAAAAAAAAUAAUAAAAUAUUAUCUCAUAUUACCACGGUUCCGCUUAUAACAGUGGCAAUUGAGCUUUUGCUACGGUUCCGCCUAUAACCGUGACAAUUGAGGCGUGGCAAAAUGUCAUUUCUGUAGUAGUGAGUUAGAAGGAAGUGUGUACGUGAAAUAUUAUAAUAGGGUGUAUCAAACUUGAAAUGAAUCAUUCAUGAUAUAAUAUAAAUAUACUAAGAUCUAGGGUUUUGGUCUUUAAAAGCUUCCUUGUGUUGCUUACCAACUUUUGUUGGUUAGGUUAUUAUACUCAAGUUGAAAGUUGAAAGGGGUUGUUUCUCAACAAGUUAUAUUUAUAUAUAUCUACUAUUCCCCUUAAAAAAAUAAAUAUACUAAGAUAUAUAUGAUAGAGAACGUAUAUCUAAAAGAAUAACAAAUCCUUUAUGCAAUUACGAGAUAUCACUUUAAUUUAAAAUAUUUAUCCUCACUUGCGCAAGACGUUGUUGUUAAUAUUGAACAAAAGUGCAUUGGACCCAUCAUUUUAUUUCGUAAAAAAAAAAAUAUAACUGGCAAUUCAUGGUGGGCAGGGAAAUGAGGAUAUAGAGCAACUUGUGUGUGCAUGUUGGCAAUAAGAUAUGAAACAAGAGAAGGAGAGAUAAGGAGACUGUAAGGCCUACGGGGUCGGUGGCCCCGAACUAUCACCCUGCUAAGGACACAGUAGCCUGUGCUGUGCAAGAGCUGCACAAUAGUGACACAAAUUACCUUCUAUUAAUUUGUUACUUCACCACACCAAAUUAUUUUCCAUUACAAAUUACACAACAAGGAUGAGGGAAUAAAUGCAUACAAGUAAAGGAAGUAGCUAAGAGAAACAGACAAAAAAGGGAGAGAAAGGGAUAUGGGUAUGCGUAUGGGUGGACAAGUAUGCCUAGUAUUAUUUAUGUAUAGAAGACAUCAAAUGAUUGAGGAAUAAAAGAAGAGGGUGAAGCAAAGUUUUAUGCAUAAGAAAACAAUAGCUAUAGCUUGAGAGAAGAUGAGUAGGUCUACAGAGUGAUUGUUUUCUUCUCUUUUAUCUCAGGAUUGUUGGUGUCUCCUAAUUAGAUAAACUCUCCUUGGUGUUUUCUAGAUUUAAUCAGAAAAGCUUUCAAAGGGACAAGAAAAAGCAGGUUUCAAAUUUAAGAAAUCCCAGGGUUGCAUCUCAAGUUUGCAAAACAACAACAUGGCUGCUUCUUCCUCACCAUUCUUGGAAAUCAGACAAGAAAAUCAAAGUCAGAAUACACAACAACACCAGUCCUCUUCAUCAACUGCUGCUCCACCUGUAGUUCCUCAGAAGAAGAGGAGGAAUCAUCAACCUGGAACACCAUGCAAAUCCAGAUUCUGAGGUGAUAGCACUAUCUCCCAAGACACUAAUGGCAACAAACAGGUUCAUAUGUGAGGUAUGCAACAAAGGGUUCCAAAGGGAGCAAAAUUUACAGCUCCACAGAAGAGGACACAACUUGCCUUGGAAACUAAAGCAGAAGAAUACAAAAGAGCAGGCAAAGAGAAAGGUUUAUCUCUGUCCUGAACCCACUUGUGUCCACCAUGACCCUUCACGGGCUCUUGGAGACCUCACUGGGAUCAAGAAGCACUUCUCUCGGAAGCACGGUGAGAAGAAGUGGAAGUGUGAAAAGUGCUCUAAGAAGUAUGCUGUUCAAUCAGAUUGGAAAGCACAUUCUAAGACUUGUGGUACAAGAGAGUAUAGAUGUGACUGUGGCACUCUCUUCUCCAGGCGUGACAGUUUUAUUACUCAUAGAGCCUUUUGUGAUGCGUUAGCACAUGAGAGUGCAAGGCACCCUUCCAACCUGAACCCUCUGGGAACUCAUCUCUAUGGCACCAACCACAUGAGCUUAUUCAAGAAGGGGUCUAUAUGGUGGAGGGAUUUGGGGAAGGUUAGUGAGGGGGGAGGUAAUGGGGGAUGGUUUGUGAGUGGGGUAAGAAGGAAGAUUGGGAUGGGUCAUGACAUAAAAUUCUGGAAAGAGUGAAGUAAACACUAAUUUCAUUCCCCAAGCUUAUCAAAAUCUUUCAUAAAAAUAAGGGUUUACUCUUUAUUCAAGUGAAUAAUAUGUUUGUUUGAUUAGAGAGGAAGAGAUUGAUUGAUUACCUUUUGAAUGAGAUGGGUAGAACCCUUGCCAACUUGGAUCGGAACGGUGUCGUUUAAGACCACACAAGUUUCUCUCUGGCUCAGUUCUCCACACGUUCCACAUUUCACCUAAAGAAUUCGCAACAGAAAAUCAAAACAACACCACCAGAUGCAAAAACGAAAGAGAGAUUGGAAGGGUUGAAGAGAAGAGAAAGAGAACCUUUCUUCCUGUGCGGCUCGCUCCGUCUCAGAAUUCUCCGCACUAAAUUCGCUGGUGGGAGAGAGGGAUAGGUCGAUGAAGAGUGGGAGGGAAGGACAGGGAAACGAGAGAGGGACGGGAACAGAUCGGAGCUUCGUCGGCAGGUCGAUGGUUUGCGAAGAGUAGGAUAGAGCGUGGGAGGGAGAGGGAUUGCACAGCUUUAGGGUUUUCUUCUAAACAAAAUUGGAGAAAAUUUCUAUUGUCACGGUCCCUCAAAAAAAAAUAAUAAAAUAUUAUCUCAUAUUACCACGGUUCCGCUUAUAACAGUGGCAAUUGAGCUUUUGCUACGGUUCCGCCUAUAACCGUGACAAUUGAGGCGUGGCAAAAUGUCAUUUCUGUAGUAGUGAGUUAGAAGGAAGUGUGUACGUGAAAUAUUAUAAUAGGGUGUAUCAAACUUGAAAUGAAUCAUUCAUGAUAUAAUAUAAAUAUACUAAGAUCUAGGGUUUUGGUCUUUAAAAGCUUCCUUGUGUUGCUUACCAACUUUUGUUGGUUAGGUUAUUAUACUCAAGUUGAAAGUUGAAAGGGGUUGUUUCUCAACAAGUUAUAUUUAUAUAUAUCUACUAUUCCCCUUAAAAAAAUAAAUAUACUAAGAUAUAUAUGAUAGAGAACGUAUAUCUAAAAGAAUAACAAAUCCUUUAUGCAAUUACGAGAUAUCACUUUAAUUUAAAAUAUUUAUCCUCACUUGCGCAAGACGUUGUUGUUAAUAUUGAACAAAAGUGCAUUGGACCCAUCAUUUUAUUUCGUAAAAAAAAAAAUAUAACUGGCAAUUCAUGGUGGGCAGGGAAAUGAGGAUAUAGAGCAACUUGUGUGUGCAUGUUGGCAAUAAGAUAUGAAACAAGAGAAGGAGAGAUAAGGAGACUGUAAGGCCUACGGGGUCGGUGGCCCCGAACUAUCACCCUGCUAAGGACACAGUAGCCUGUGCUGUGCAAGAGCUGCACAAUAGUGACACAAAUUACCUUCUAUUAAUUUGUUACUUCACCACACCAAAUUAUUUUCCAUUACAAAUUACACAACAAGGAUGAGGGAAUAAAUGCAUACAAGUAAAGGAAGUAGCUAAGAGAAACAGACAAAAAAGGGAGAGAAAGGGAUAUGGGUAUGCGUAUGGGUGGACAAGUAUGCCUAGUAUUAUUUAUGUAUAGAAGACAUCAAAUGAUUGAGGAAUAAAAGAAGAGGGUGAAGCAAAGUUUUAUGCAUAAGAAAACAAUAGCUAUAGCUUGAGAGAAGAUGAGUAGGUCUACAGAGUGAUUGUUUUCUUCUCUUUUAUCUCAGGAUUGUUGGUGUCUCCUAAUUAGAUAAACUCUCCUUGGUGUUUUCUAGAUUUAAUCAGAAAAGCUUUCAAAGGGACAAGAAAAAGCAGGUUUCAAAUUUAAGAAAUCCCAGGGUUGCAUCUCAAGUUUGCAAAACAACAACAUGGCUGCUUCUUCCUCACCAUUCUUGGAAAUCAGACAAGAAAAUCAAAGUCAGAAUACACAACAACACCAGUCCUCUUCAUCAACUGCUGCUCCACCUGUAGUUCCUCAGAAGAAGAGGAGGAAUCAUCAACCUGGAACACCAUAUCCAGAUUCUGAGGUGAUAGCACUAUCUCCCAAGACACUAAUGGCAACAAACAGGUUCAUAUGUGAGGUAUGCAACAAAGGGUUCCAAAGGGAGCAAAAUUUACAGCUCCACAGAAGAGGACACAACUUGCCUUGGAAACUAAAGCAGAAGAAUACAAAAGAGCAGGCAAAGAGAAAGGUUUAUCUCUGUCCUGAACCCACUUGUGUCCACCAUGACCCUUCACGGGCUCUUGGAGACCUCACUGGGAUCAAGAAGCACUUCUCUCGGAAGCACGGUGAGAAGAAGUGGAAGUGUGAAAAGUGCUCUAAGAAGUAUGCUGUUCAAUCAGAUUGGAAAGCACAUUCUAAGACUUGUGGUACAAGAGAGUAUAGAUGUGACUGUGGCACUCUCUUCUCCAGGCGUGACAGUUUUAUUACUCAUAGAGCCUUUUGUGAUGCGUUAGCACAUGAGAGUGCAAGGCACCCUUCCAACCUGAACCCUCUGGGAACUCAUCUCUAUGGCACCAACCACAUGAGCUUAGGCCUAUCCCAAGUGGGUACCCAACUUCAGAACCAAAACAGUAUCUUAACCCUAGGCAAUGCUGCUGCAGGUGCACCAAAAUUUGAGCACUUGAUCUCACCUUUCCAACAGUCAUCAUUUGCGCACUCAUCAUCACCACAGUCAUUGUCUUCCUCAUCACCUUUCUUCAUGGCUGACCCAAAUCAAGGGAUUCAAGACCUUCAAUCUCAUCAUCACCAAGGACAAUUCUCGAACAAGCAGCUGCAUGGUCUUAUGCAGCUCCCUGAUUUUCAAGGUCCCACCACCAACAACACCAGUACUUCUGCACCAUCAUCAGUUUCUGCUAAUUCAGCUGCAAACUUUUUCAACCUCAGCUUCUUCCCAAAUAGUAAUAGCAACGACAGCACCAUCCCUGAUCAGUUCAACAGUAUAACUGCAGGAACAACACUCUACACAAAUAGCCCUGGCAGUAGCAAUCAUCACCAAGUUGGUUCAGCUUUGUCUUCAAUCUUUGGCAAUUCAUCACUGCAACAAGAGAACAACAUGCCCCCGCACAUGUCUGCAACUGCAUUGCUUCAGAAAGCUUCACAAAUGGGCUUAUCCACAACAACCAUUAAUAAUGGUUCCUCUCUACUAAGACGAAUGGAGAGCUCCUCCACCAAUGGUUCAGAAUCUGAACUCAACAAUUUUGCUGCCACUUUUGGAAGUGAUCAUAGUAAGGGAGAAGGUAUAAGAUCAAGCAUGGAAAAUGACCACCAACAUCAUCUACAUGGGAUAAUGAACUCUCUUGCGAACCGAAACAACAAUUCGAUGUUUGGCCAUGUGAAAGGGAAUGAAAACAAUAAUGUUUCUCAUUUUCACAUCAUGGAGGAGGCUAAAAGAUUGUCAUCACAAAAUCUGGGUGGUGUGUGCUUUGGAGGAUCUGAUAAGUUGACUUUGGACUUUCUUGGUGUUAAUGGAGGAAUUGUGAGGAACAUGAGCGGUGGGUUUUCACAAAGAGAGCAACUAGACUCCAUUUUGGAUCCUAAACUUGAAUCAACACAAGCAAAUCAACAAUUUGGAAGCUCAUCAUUGCAAUAAUAAUUACCUAUGUUUGUUUAUACAUUCAACAACAUGGCCACACAUUCCAAAUCAUAUAUCAAAAUAUAUAUAUGAAGGGAAGAAAUUGUUCUUAUUCCUUUUGAUUGUGGCUAGACGUUAAAUCAAACAUACACUUAGCUGGGUAAAUUUAUCAAGUAGAGAUAAACGUUUUUUA
This is a messenger RNA of Lotus japonicus, 6230 nucleotides long. RefSeq names its product protein indeterminate-domain 5, chloroplastic-like. Gene Ontology annotation, molecular function: DNA-binding transcription factor activity. The transcript is spliced from 8 exons. Bases 4331 to 6055 code for a protein of 574 amino acids. The record is from RefSeq and is a predicted model, not a curated record. Gene Ontology annotation, cellular component: nucleus. Lineage: Eukaryota; Viridiplantae; Streptophyta; Magnoliopsida; Fabales; Fabaceae.